Messenger RNA from Ochlerotatus camptorhynchus, 1387 nucleotides. RefSeq lists its product as uncharacterized. Gene Ontology annotation, cellular component: transcription regulator complex; nucleus. Gene Ontology annotation, molecular function: DNA binding. The record is from RefSeq and is a predicted model, not a curated record. The transcript has 2 exons. Gene Ontology annotation, biological process: regulation of transcription by RNA polymerase II. Lineage: Eukaryota; Metazoa; Arthropoda; Insecta; Diptera; Culicidae. The coding region runs from base 309 to 1229 and encodes 306 amino acids.
CGGGUUUCGCCUUUCAAUACACUCGCAGUCCGUUCCAUGCUAAGUCCCUGCAGAUUCUCCCCUCAGGCUUAGAGGAAGUUUGACAAAGCGAAAAAGCCUUGCCCGGGCUGUGUGUCUGUCAGUCAGUGUAUGAGUGAAUACGUAUUUGAUUGGCGAAAGAGCAUUAAGCUGCCGGGUCUCGCAAAUAUCUGCACCAAACACCGCAGCAGCAGCAGUAGCGGUACACAAGGGUUCUAAUUUUAGCAUUUUUAGUUCGGUUCGCUCGUCCGCGGCUAUUACGCGCCUAGGUCUUGCAAUCAGUAACAAUCAUGGAUACGUUAAGUGCAGAAACGCGGAAUGAAAUCUACGAAAAAUUGUGGACUCGGAUGCCCCGGCUCAACCCUGGACCAAUGACCAGCUUCAGGAUUGACGAUUUUAUCAAUCUCAUCAAGGGGCUGCCCAUCAUCUACAAUCGACUGGAUAAGCACAACAAACAGGAGUACGCCGAUACAUGGGACCAGUUGGAAGCCAUACUGAAAACGCCCAAAAAAUUCCUGAUGAUGAAAUGGAAGGGUCUUCGGGAUAAUUUCCGAGUUGAACUCAAAAAGGAGUACUACUCUCCACCGGAAAGUCGCUACGUCUCUAAAUGGGUCCACUACAAAAAGCUUGCCUUUCUUCGGGAGCAAGUUUUGGCGACUCUCGAUCAAAAGCUCGACAGUGACAGCCAUGACGAGUUGAAUCAAAUUAUGAAGUUUGUUCAGAACGCCUCUCAAGAAGUACCUCCAACCAGCGAAUCUCACGCCAACGAGCAUUCCUACGCCAACAGUGACAUCGAUCCUCGUGAAUUCAUGAAGGUCAAAGAGGAACGUGAAGAACUUCCCGACGACGACGCUUCGGAUGAUGCCGAGUUCAACUUCAGUCAUUUUCAGGAACCGGACCACGAGCAUCCGAGACCGAAUCGUUUCCCGCAAAUCACCAUCACUCCCAAGCUAACCCCACCUCCGAUGAACCUUCAGAAGCGUAAGCGAUCUUCACUCAGUUCACAUGACUCCCUGGUUCCAUCGCCGAAAAUGCAAGCCAAAACCCUCGGGGGAAUUCCCCACGAUGAUGACUAUCAUUUCCUGAUGAGCAUUCAUCCCUACCUGAAGCAAUUACCGUUGCCGGUCAAGCUCAAAGUUCGCCUACAGAUGCAACAGGUCCUGUUCAACGAGUUGAUGAAGCAGCCGCCGAUCGCCGAUGAGGAAGACUAGUUUUUUUUUUAGCUGCUACUCGGUGUGCCAUAUUCGGAUCGAACCGAAAGCCAAUGAUACAAAUUGAUCAAUGAUCUCUUUUCCUCGCUCUGUAUUGAAUUCGAUUUGAAAUUGGAUUUAGAAGUUAGGAUAGCUGUAUGAAUAAAAAUAGAUUCCCA